This is a messenger RNA of Megachile rotundata (alfalfa leafcutting bee), 3317 nucleotides long. Its product is annotated as protein lin-54 homolog. Gene Ontology annotation, biological process: regulation of DNA-templated transcription. Lineage: Eukaryota; Metazoa; Arthropoda; Insecta; Hymenoptera; Megachilidae. The record is from RefSeq and is a predicted model, not a curated record. Gene Ontology annotation, cellular component: nucleus.
UUGUGCAAUAAUAACUUUCGUGACAUGCAGUCUUUUUAAUAUUGCAUGCUCAAUUUUGUACUUCCAUCGAUCGUAUAUAUUUAAGGAUAUAUAAUUGUUGAGAUUAUUAAUAUUAAUGAACGAAAUUUCCCCGCCAUGAGAGAAUGUACUUCCUAAAUAACACAUUUCUGUUCAUUCCGCGCAUCUUGACUUUGAUUGGUUUAAAUACGUUCCAUAAUCAAGAGUAACAUUGACCAUAUACAUCCAGUAAUCUUUUAUUUAUUAUGCAUUCCUUCUUAUUAAACAAAUUUUGCAAUUACGAUAGUUGGAGAUUCAGAAACCUAAUAGUGCAGAAAUGACAUAAUCUGGAAAUUCGAGAAUUUGGACGUUCGAAAGUUUAAGAAGUUUAAAAUUUUGGAACUUGAGAAUUUGAAAACUAUAUUUUAGUUCACCGUGUAUAUGAUAACUAAAUAAAAAGCAGACUCUUUGAACUUAGCCAAGAUGCGCAAACGAACUACGUUUUCUCAGGACAAAAACUGUACAUAAAAAUGUGUAAUCAAAGGUGGCGCUUUGUAAAGUAUUACUGACAUUGGUUGUCAAACUUUAUAUAAAUAACUUAUGACUAAAUAGCAAAAUAACGAAUACAAUGAUUAGUAUUCUACAAUUUAAAAAGCAAAUGAAGUGUUUCAAACAUACAAAUGAAAAGAGAAUAAUGUAUUACUACUUCAUAUUCUAAAAAAGAGGAAUAUAAUCAUGUCUGUAAAUAAAGGCCAAAAUGCUAGAGCUCUGGUUGAACCGUUAGCUCUUGACUCACGUACAUUUGGUGAUGGUGACUUAAGUGCAUUAAGUCUGUCACAUAACAAUGAACAAUAUUCAUCCAAUGACUUUGAAGCAUUUGCAAAUAUUCAAGCUGAAUUGGAAUGUAUGAAUGCUGAAGAAGUCAUGACAACAGACGAGGAGCAUAUAAUUAUUGAACGAAAUAUUGAGACUGAAACAAUAGUACCUGAUGUGGAAAUGACUGAAAUUUCUGAACAAGUUGAAGAAGAGCAUAUUAUCUAUACAACAGCAAAUCAGAAUAAUCAAAAUAUUGUAUUUCAAACAAAGCCAACAUUGCAAAGGCUUCCUACGUCUACGGUACAGGUAAAGUCAAAUGCUGGUCAAGUUACUCAAAGUCAGUCUAUUAUGAUAGUUUCUCCUGCUGGUGGUCAAGGAGCCAGUCAAAUUUUAAAAAUUUCACAUCCAUCAACAGCAUCAGCUGGUCAAUUGCAAUCAUUAGCUCAAACCCUUAUAACAGCAAAAUCUGCUGAUGGUAACAUAGUUCAAUUAAGAUCGGCACAACCCAAUAAGCCUGUAAUGGCAACCAGUCAUUCAGGAAGUAUCACAUUAGGAAAUGUACAAAAUUCGAAAACAGCUCAAUCAGCUAUAAAACGAACUGCUCAGAGCACUCCUCAAAAUCGAAAUGUAUAUACAAAAAUGAUAUUAGCUGGAAAUCAAGCACAAUCAGGACAACAAGUUCUUAUAACUAGUUCUCAGAAUGAAAAUCAGCAAUCAAUAAAAUUUUUAAAUAAUAAUACAUCAAGCCAAGAUGUUACAAAUCCAACUAAAACUAUAACAUUGGCACAAGCACAACAAAUGGGACUACUUUCUACUAGUAAAGUUCAACAUAUUUUACCUUCUUCACCACAAAAACAAGGAAUAAUUGUAAAUAAACUAGUGCAAUCAUCAAGUUCUCAACCUUCUAAAAUGACCAUAGUUUCAAGUAAUACAAUUAAAUCGCCCACAAAGAUAUUACCAGCACCAACUAUGAAUACACAAGUUAAAACUUCAACAAUUUCAAAUCAACAAUCGACAUUUCCAUCUAAUAAAACAUCUGUGCAGCAAAGUCCUCAAAAAGUAAUCAUAAGACAGAGCUCCUUAAAACCGGGUACCGUCCUUGGAAGCGGGCAAGUUAUCAGAAUACCAGCUAGCCAGAAUAUUGUUACUGGGUCUAAUCAAGUACAUCAAAUACAAAUGCCUGGAAGACAAGUGCAAUAUGUGAGAUUAGUUAGUACACCAUCAUCUGGUACUACAAACGUUGUUACUGUGGGUAAAGCAAAGUCACAAACAACUUUACAAACUGUCGGGGUUGGCCAGAAAAUUGGAGGGCAACAACAGAUUGUUAAGGUAGUCCCAUUAAAUACUAGCAAUCAAUCAUUAAGAACAGUUGCACCUAAGGCAACCCUAUCAGCAAGUGGUCAAAGAUUAUUAAUUCCUGCAACUGCAACAGUAGGUAAUCAAUCGAAAAAUGCGGUUGCUAUUCCAGCAUCUGCUUUAAGUCAAUUAGCAUCUGGGCAAGCUGUUCUUUCAACUAAUUCAAAUGUAGGAAAUAUCGUAGUGCUACCUGCUCAAUACAUUCAACAACAGUCAACAGAUGAAGUGAAAUUAAAACCUCAACAAGCUGCACCUAGUUUGUUAGGUACCUCACAAAAUUUACAAAGUUCCGCGGGAAAUUUGUCUGUGGGGUCUGUUAUAGAAAGUAAAAGUUCUCAGAGGUCUUAUACCAGUGUUGAACCAAAUGGUAUUAGGCCAAGAAAGCCGUGUAAUUGUACGAAGUCGCAGUGUCUCAAAUUAUAUUGUGAUUGUUUUGCGAAUGGAGAGUUUUGUCAUAUGUGUAAUUGUAAUAACUGUUCUAAUAAUCUCGGAAAUGAAGAGGAACGACAACGUGCUAUUAAGUCUUGUUUGGAACGUAAUCCAAACGCUUUUCGUCCAAAAAUUGGUAAAGGCCGCGAAACAGGCGAUGAUAUACGUAGACAUAACAAAGGUUGCAAUUGUAAACGAAGUGGAUGUUUAAAAAAUUAUUGCGAGUGUUAUGAGGCUAAAAUUCCUUGCUCUGCUAAUUGUAAAUGUAUAGGAUGUCGUAAUGUAGAAGAACCAAAUUUAGAGAAAAAAUCUUUGAAGGAUUUAGCAGAAGCUGCUGAAGUAAGAACAGCGCAACUUACGUUAAAUAAGACGAAACUGCAAUCAUCAGAAAUGUCUUUUAGGCCACCAGCUACAUCAAACACUGGUCCAAGACAACCAUUUAACUUUUUGACUGACAAAGUAGUAGAAAUAACUUGUCAAUGUUUAAUGGCACAAGCCGAUGAGGCAGAGCGUAAUAUGUUUGACGACGAAACAUCACAAAGACUCAUAAUUGAGGAAUUUGGCCGAUGUCUUAAAGAAAUUAUAGAAUCAGCACAUAAAGCUGAAGCUACCUAGCAGGUACAUUCUAAGAAAAAGAUCAGUAUCGAAAACUUUCAAUUUUUACGGACGUGUGUUGAAGGUAUAAAAUUAGAAACUUGAAUUAGUAAUUAUUUUUUAAU